AAUCACCAUGUUUCCCCUUUAUACCAAUCCUAUCCAUGAUUUUUGCACUGAUCUUUUUAGCAACACAUCUCAAUUAUUUCAUUGAAGCCCCAAAUUUCAAAUCAACAACACCACAAGAAGGGAAAAAACAUCUCCAUUUCCAAAACCAUAUCCAAUUAGUAGCACAUUCAAAAUGCAAAGGAACACUCUACCCUGAUCUCUGUGUCUCAACCUUAUCCACAUUCCCAAACCUUGAAACAAGAACAAUGCCACAAAUAAUCUCCAAAGUAGUCAACCACACAGUCCAUGAAGUCAAAUCUUCAUCCAACAACUGCACCACCAUAAUCAAGAAUCUCCAAAACACUCUCAACACAAUUGAGAAAAGAGCCUUAGAUGAUUGUCUCAAACUCUUUGAUGACACCAUAGUAGAACUCAACACCACCAUUCUUGAUCUCUCAAGAAACCCAUCAUCAUCAUCAUCAUCUUCCAACCAAGAUUUGCAAACUCUACUAAGUGGGGCAAUGACAAAUUUGUACACUUGUCUUGAUGGUUUCUCACAAAGCAAAAAUGGGAAUGCUGUGAGAGGGUUGAUAGAGGAGAAAGUGAUUGAGAUAUCACAUCAUGUUAGUAACUCAUUGGCAAUGUUGAAGAAAGUGAAGACAAGUUUGAAGAAAGAAGAAGUGUUUGCUGAAUAUGGAACAAUGAAGAAAGGGUUCCCUUCAUGGGUUUCUGCUAAGGAUAGGAAGCUUCUAGAAGGUGGAAAUGUGAAUGAAACUAAGAUUGAUGUUGUUGUGGCUAAAGAUGGUUCUGGAAAUUUUACUACUAUUGGUGAAGCUGUAGCUAUGGCUCCUAAUUCCAGCACAACCAGGUUUGUGAUAUACAUAAAAAGUGGAGCAUACUUGGAGAAUGUGGAAGUAAUUAGAAAGAAGAGUAAUUUGAUGUUUAUUGGAGAUGGCAUUGGAAGGACCAUUGUCAAGGCGAGUAGGAAUGUUGUCGAUGGCUGGACCACUUUUCAAUCAGCUACUGUUGCUGUGGUAGGAGAAGGCUUCAUAGCUAAGGGCAUAACCUUUGAGAACUCAGCCGGGCCAGACAAGCACCAAGCCGUGGCGCUACGAAGCGGCGCCGACUUCUCCGCCUUCUACAAAUGCAGCUUCGUCGGCUACCAAGACACCCUCUACGUCCACUCCAUGCGCCAAUUCUACCGCGACUGCGACAUUUACGGCACCGUUGACUUCAUAUUCGGCAACGCCGCCGUACUCUUCCAAAAUUGCAACCUCUACGCACGAAAACCUAACGAGAAUCAAAAGAAUCUUUUCACCGCACAAGGCAGAGAAGAUCCGAACCAGAACACCGGAAUUUCGAUCUUGAAUUGCAAGAUCGCCGCCGCAUCGGACCUAAUUCCGGUCAAAUCGUCGUUCAAGAGUUACUUAGGGAGGCCAUGGAAACUAUACUCGAGAACGGUGUACCUUAGAUCUUACAUGGAGGAUCUGAUUGAUCCGAAAGGGUGGCUUGAAUGGAAUGAGACAUUUGCAUUGGACACACUUUAUUAUGGUGAGUAUAUGAAUAAGGGGCCAGGUUCAAACACAAGUGGUAGAGUAAAUUGGCCAGGUUUUAGGGUUAUUAAUAGUUCCAAUGAAGCAAGCCAAUUCACUGUUGGUGAGUUCAUACAAGGUAGUGAAUGGUUGAACAACACUGGCAUUCCAUUCUUCUAUAAUUUGAGUUGAAUCAUAUGUAUAUGGUAGAUUAUUAUAUUUAGUGUUAUGUA
Arachis duranensis is the source of this 1744-nucleotide messenger RNA. Its product is annotated as pectinesterase. Gene Ontology annotation, molecular function: pectinesterase activity; pectinesterase inhibitor activity. NCBI's taxonomy places the organism in Eukaryota, Viridiplantae, Streptophyta, Magnoliopsida, Fabales, Fabaceae. The transcript is spliced from 3 exons. Gene Ontology annotation, biological process: cell wall modification. The record is from RefSeq and is a predicted model, not a curated record. The coding region runs from base 36 to 1703 and encodes 555 amino acids.